AUGGACGAGGUGGCCCGAAAGCUGGAUUUCUGCCAGCAGUUCUCUGCAGCUCAAGCCCAGGAGACGAGGAAGAGGAGUCCUGAGGAUAAAGCUCCCGACGUUGGCGGAGGACGGCAGCGCCUGGAGUUUUGCCACUGGCCUUGCAAAUGCCCCGGGAGGCCCACCUGCCCUCCGGGGGUGAGCCUGGUAAAGGAUGGCUGUGGGUGCUGUAGAACCUGUGCCAAGCAGCAAGGGGAAACCUGCAACGAGGCUGACGUCUGCGACCCUCACAAAGGCCUUUACUGUGACUACUCUGCGGACCGGCCCAGAUACCAGGUUGGCGUGUGUGCGUAUCUGAUUGCUGUCGGAUGUGAGCUCAAUCGGGUACACUAUCGCAACGGUCAGGUUUUUCAGCCCAAUCCGCUGUAUAAAUGCCUGUGCGUCAGCGGUGCAAUUGGAUGUAUGCCCUUACUCAUACCUAAACUAGCCCGCAGUCACUGCCCUGGGACCGAAACGGGAAAAAAAUCGGAUCAUUCAACCUGUGACUCCGGAAUGUUACGGCAGCAGCUGUCCGCGACCUACAAGACAAUCCCAGCUUACAGGCAUCUGCGUCUCCCGCUGAUUUUGAAGAGGAGAUGCUUAAUUCAGGCCACAGCAUGGAGUCCUUGUUCUAGAACGUGUGGGAUUGGCAUAUCAAAUAGGAUAACCAAUGAAAACAGUAACUGUGAAAUGAGAAAAGAGAAGAGACUCUGCUACAUCCAGCCUUGUGACAGUACUAUAUUGAAGACUAUCAAGGUUCCCAAAGGAAAAACCUGUCAACCAACAUUCCGACCUUCCAAAGCAGAGAAACUUGCCUUUUCUGGAUGCGCCAGCACUCAGAGCUACAAACCAACUUUCUGUGGCGUGUGCUUAGACAAGAGAUGCUGCAUCCCCAACAAAUCUAAAAUGAUUACGAUUCAAUUUGACUGCCCAGAUGAAGCGUCGUUUAAGUGGAGGAUGAUGUGGAUCACCUCUUGUGUCUGUCAGCAGAUCUGCAGAGAUCCGGGAGAUAUAUUUUCUGAGCUCAGAAUUUUAUGAACGGGCUUGACGUGGUCAGCCGUCAUCUCCUCAAAGCCUGUUUCCUGAAAUUUCCAUCUCAAGUUUGCCCCUAAAACUGAAAAUGCACAAGUUGGUAUUGCUGAUGUGGACCUGCUCUUGGCAGACAUGAAGAUGCACUUGUGAAAUCUUCCCCCCGUGACAUGGUCGUGAUGGUAUUUAUUAAGUGCUUACUACUGUACUAAGUGCUGGGAAGGAGUAGACGAGUGAGAAAAAGACAUGGGAAUCGCUCAGGAGUAUUAAAUGUUUUUAUAUGAGUUAUUCUUAUACUGGGAAAGUGUAGCAAGGUUAUUGAUAAAAAUAAAAUCAGGCCCUAAUAUGUUGACUCUCACAAGGAUGGUGGAUUAUGUGCAGAACCAAGAAGUCUGCUGUGGUCUGCCCCUAAUUGUCAACAGAGGCGAUUUAAAAAAUAUAUUUUUUGAAAUUAUUUCCAGUAAUUCAUUGCACUAUGCAACAAAACCUGGAAAUAUCCACAGUCAGAUGAAGCACAAAAAAAACCCACCAAAACAUUUGGGUCAAGCUGACUCCCAGGAUUGGACUUUAAAAAUUAAGGUAAAUAAUCCUACAAUAAAAUACAUUUUUCCUGCUCUUUGCUCAUCUUAUAAUCUUUCAAAUUUCUUUUGCGAACUAAAGAAUAGUUCUUUUUUAAAGUAUUUCUAGACAUGGCCCGAUUCAAGAUCUUCCACACUUUUUCCCCCAGUAAGUUUUGUAACUUUGAUCAAAUGCUUGUUUGAAUGUCGGAUAAAUUAGUCCCUUUAAUUUCAGCGGUACUAAGAAAAAGAAUGAAAGUUCUGAACUAAGGAAAAUGGAAAAGCACUUAGUACAUUAUUUAGACUUGGAUAAAUAGAUUUUAGUUUCCAAGAAUUGCCUCAACAAAUAAAACUCAUUUAAAGCUUUGCAUUAUAAAUUAAAAAACUAUUGUAUAGUCACGCUAUAAUCGAAGUUCCCUUGAAGGACUCUUAAACUGCAGUUUAUAUUAAUUGUGAAGUGUCUAUUUACUGAACUACUCAGAGAUGUAACAGAUCCUGAACAGGUCAAGCUCGGCAGGUGUCUGUAUGGCUGUAUAUAUUUUAUGUGCGACAAAGCAAUACCUAAUAAAAGUUCAUACAUGCAAUAUUUAAUAUUAUUCAAUAAUUCAGUUUGAUAAAAAAAGCAGAUUGAAAUGGAAA
Messenger RNA from Ornithorhynchus anatinus (platypus), 2243 nucleotides. It is a transcript of the gene CCN6, whose product is annotated as cellular communication network factor 6. Gene Ontology annotation, cellular component: extracellular matrix; extracellular region. The transcript is spliced from 5 exons. The coding region runs from base 1 to 1056 and encodes 351 amino acids. Gene Ontology annotation, biological process: cell adhesion; signal transduction. The record is from RefSeq and is a predicted model, not a curated record. Lineage: Eukaryota; Metazoa; Chordata; Mammalia; Monotremata; Ornithorhynchidae. Gene Ontology annotation, molecular function: heparin binding; integrin binding.